AUGCCACGACGUGAAGGCAUACCGUGCAGCUCCGCGCCUUGUUCAGUUGCGGACACGUCCGCUGGUUCGACAACCAGUUCCAAGUCAUCGUCGCUGCGCAACUUCAUGAACUUCGACAAGAUGGAAGUAGACACCGACAUUGAUACCAGGCCAGCACGUUUCCACUUCACCAAGACAAAGACACCCAGUCGACAACCUGCACCACCGCAUGUUUUUCCUCGCCCCAAGGUCCCUACAUCCUACUCGCCUGCUCCACAAACCCACAUCAUGAACGCCGCCAGGACAGGUCUACCGAUAUGGAAUCACAGCGUAGCGAAGAGAAUGGCUGACGGGAACUCCGACCAGCGACACAACGACAACGAGAUUCCGAUCGUUCCGCGCCGCCCAUACCCCGUCGAUCCAGAAGCUGCGAGGAUAUCGUCGCGGAAGCAACGUGCGCUGUUGAGGAAGCUGAAGCGAAUGUCUUGGACACGGAAGGUCAGGGUGGUCGCCUGUAAACCGGAGAGCUGA
Ascochyta rabiei is the source of this 510-nucleotide messenger RNA. RefSeq lists its product as uncharacterized. Lineage: Eukaryota; Fungi; Ascomycota; Dothideomycetes; Pleosporales; Didymellaceae. The record is from RefSeq and is a predicted model, not a curated record. The coding region runs from base 1 to 510 and encodes 169 amino acids. The transcript is spliced from 2 exons.